This is a messenger RNA of Fraxinus pennsylvanica, 2412 nucleotides long. Lineage: Eukaryota; Viridiplantae; Streptophyta; Magnoliopsida; Lamiales; Oleaceae. The record is from the annotation of a GenBank genome assembly.
AUGGCCUUCCCAGUUCUACAAUUCAAUUCAUUCUUGAUCAAAUUAGUGUUUCUUCUAUUCUCAGCCCUUUUUGCUAAAGGCCAAUCUGAAUGCAAUGUGAAGUUGGGCUCUACGUUAUCUGCUGGAGACACUAGCCCGUGGAGCUCGCCUUCAGGUGAGUUUGCCUUCGGAUUUAUGCCUCUUCAACGAUCUCCGUCUGACAAUGAAGAUCUCUACUUGUUAUCUAUUUGGUUCAAUAAAAUACCGGAACAAACUGUUGUUUGGUCUCAAAACGAGUCCCCAGUUCCAGAAGGAUCAAAAUUUCAGUUAACGAAUGACGGAAAACUCAUCCUCUACAAUCCUCAAGGGCAGCAAAUAUGGAUGGUUAAUAAUGGUGGAUCCACCUGUGCAGCCAUGCUUAAUUCGGGGAAUUUUGUGCUAAUAAAUGGAGAUUCGAAUUAUAUAUGGGAGAGCUUCAGAGUGCCUACUGAUACAAUCUUGCCAGGCCAGAGCCUAGGCAUGGAUGGAAAUCUUAAUUCGCGCCAAUCUGAGACGAACUAUACCAAGGGAAAAUUCCAGCUCAGUUUGCAAAAAGAUGGAAAUCUUGUGCUUUACACUAUAUUUUUGCCAACUGGACGUGAAAGUAGUGCUUACUGGGCUACUGGAACUAUGAGUGAGAAUACUGAUUCACAACUUAUUUUCGACGAGGCUGGUUAUGUCUACUUAAAACAAGGGAACAAAAACAUACGAAACAUCACAAAAAAUGACAUGGGUUCACCACAGGAGUUCUACCGCAUGGCAAGAAUUGAUUAUGAUGGAGUUUUCAGGCAUUAUAAUCAUCCAAGAAAAAAUUAUGCUGUUGAUGCCAAAGGCUGCAAGUCGUCUUGGUCUAUCGUUCAAAACACUCCAGAAGAUAUGUGCAGCGCAAUAUUGGGAGAUCUUGGGAGUGGGGCAUGUGGGUAUAAUAGCUAUUGUGUGAACUCAAAUGGAAAGCCCCAAUGCUUCUGCGCGGAUGGAUAUUCUUUCGUUGAUCCAUUUGAUAUAAUUAAAGGCUGCAAACCAAAUUUUCAAUUGCCUAGUUGCCAGCAAAAUGGAUGGGAACUGAACAUGGAUUCCAUAGAGUUCAAGGAGUUGAAUAACACUGACUGGCCCUUAACUGAUUAUGAACUUCAGACUGGAUCCCAAGUAGACAAGGCUACGUGUAAAGAAUUUUGCCUUCGAGAUUGUUUUUGUGCAGCUGCUAUCUACAAUGGGAACAAUUGCUGGAAGAAAAAGUUCCCCCUUUCCAAUGGAAGACAAUCCAAAGAUUUGAACAGAAUUGCCCUCAUCAAGGUCCCGAAGGGCAACAUAACAGACACGUGCCCAAAAAAUAAAGAUCGGUCUACUUUAGUUCUUGUUGUAUCAGUACUACUUGGAAGUUCUGUAUUCUUCAAUUUUCUUCUGUUGUUUGCCAUAUUGAUUGCUGUUUUCUUCAUAUAUCGCAAGAAGUUGCUAAACUUACAGUUUGAUUCAACUACAUUUGGGGUGAGAAGGUAUACAUACAAAGAACUCGAGGAAGCAACUGGAGGUUUCAAGCAGGAACUAGGCCGGGGAGCUUUUGGGACGGUCUAUAAAGGUGUCACUCCAUCAAUUCCGAAGAGAUAUAUUGCUGUUAAGAGGCUGAAUAAAGUUGAACCAGACGGAGAAAAAGAAUUCACGACAGAAGUAAAUGCAAUUGGACGGACUCACCACAAGAAUUUAGUCACUCUACUUGGUUAUUGUGAUGAAGGAGAAAACAGGCUUUUGGUUUAUGAAUACAUGAGUAAUGGAUCUUUAGCUACCCUUCUGUUUGGGAUAUCCAGACCUCAUUGGAACCAAAGGGUGCAAAUUGUUUGCGGUAUUGCAAGAGGUCUAACGUACUUACACGAAGAAUGCAGCACGCAGAUAAUCCACUGUGACGUGAAGCCUCAAAACAUACUGCUGCACGAGUUCUUGAUGCCUAAGAUUUCUGACUUUGGAUUGGCAAAACUUUUAUUGGCUGAGCAAAGUCGAGCAGCACGAACACACAUUAGAGGGACAAUAGGUUACUUCGCCCCCGAAUGGUUCAGGAAAGCGUCCAUCACUGUGAAAGUCGACGUUUAUAGCUUUGGAGUGAUGUUACUUGAGAUCAUUUGCUGUAAGUCAAGUGUCGUAUUUUCAAUGGAAGAAGAAGAGGAGGCUCUAAUCGAUUGGGCUUAUGACUGCUACAGUAAAAAGAAACUAAACAAAAUGGUGGAAAAUGAUGAGGAAGCAAGGAAUGACAUGAAAAGUGUAGAAAGGCUAGUGAUGGUGGCAAUUUGGUGCAUUCAAGAGGAUCCUUCAAUAAGGCCCUCCAUGAAAAGAAUUACACAGAUGCUUGAGGGAGUUGCUGAAGUUCCUGUCCCUCCUCGUCCUUCUGUAUUUAGUUCGUAUUAA